Mercenaria mercenaria is the source of this 1095-nucleotide messenger RNA. RefSeq lists its product as uncharacterized. The transcript has 3 exons. The coding region runs from base 1 to 1095 and encodes 364 amino acids. Lineage: Eukaryota; Metazoa; Mollusca; Bivalvia; Venerida; Veneridae. The record is from RefSeq and is a predicted model, not a curated record.
AUGGAAGAUAAAAAGAAAGACCAAAUUUUAGAAGGAUAUUAUUAUGAAGCGAAAAAUCCCGCCGCUUAUGCAGGUGCUCAAAAGCUGUUUAGUGUUCUACAAAAAAAGUACCCCGGAACAUUCACGAUCAGCUACGUAAAACAGUGGCUUAACGAUCAAGAUGCAUUUUCGUUGCAGAAGCCAAGACGUCACAAGUUUAAAACGGCAAAUGUACGAGUUACGGCCAUUGGAGAACAAUUGGACAUCGAUUUCUCUUUAGAGAAAAUGUACGCAUUUAUUGCAUUUCUGUUGUGUUUGUCAAGCAUAUCAGCAUGGAAGGAGGAGGUUCGAGACUGUCAUGAUGGUUUUUGCAAGAUUGUCUUUAAUGAGCAAGGCAUGUACUUCUUCGCAAGUGAGGCGAAUGAUGUUCAAAAAGUUCAUAUUACACCGAGAUUCCCAAAUUCGACAUUGGAUAUGCGAAACACAGCAAAUCUACUAUAUGUACAGAUUGAUAAUAUAGAUCUACCCGAAGAAAGAAUGUGUGAUGUGCUCAUAUGCUAUACACCAUUGAGGGAAGUAAUUGUAGAAUCUUCGCAUAAAACGAAACUCUGUUGUCUUGGCAACACCUCCAAAAGGACUGUGAACGUAACACCCACACCCACACCUGCAGAUAGCACAACCAACCCGACCGUGAAAAGCGCUAUUCUGACUACUGCUGAGGCUUCUGUUAGGCGACAGACUGUGAGCGUAACACCCACACCCACACCUGCAGACAGCACAACCAACCCGACCGUGAAAAGCACUAUUCUGACUACUGUUUACGCCCUAUCAUUCAGCACAGGAUUCUGUAUCAUUGUGAUUGUGAUACUUUUCAUUAUGCACAAAAAAAGAAUCAUACGGUUGAAACGACUUGAAAUCAGACUAGAUCGUAUUACAGCAGAAAUUACGUCAUCUACUGUUACAUCUACAGCACCCCUUGUGAGGAGUCUAUCGGAUCCAGCCAUGAGCAGCACUAGACUGUCAGAGAUUUCUAUGAUAGACACUAGUACUAACACAAGUGCAGUAGCACCAGUUCACAGAUACCCAACUAGACUACAGUCUAGAUUGCUUCAUUAG